Messenger RNA from Colletotrichum orchidophilum, 1689 nucleotides. RefSeq lists its product as uncharacterized. The record is from RefSeq and is a predicted model, not a curated record. Gene Ontology annotation, biological process: transmembrane transport. NCBI's taxonomy places the organism in Eukaryota, Fungi, Ascomycota, Sordariomycetes, Glomerellales, Glomerellaceae. Gene Ontology annotation, molecular function: transmembrane transporter activity. The transcript has 5 exons. The coding region runs from base 1 to 1689 and encodes 562 amino acids.
AUGGCGACUCACAAAAGUACACACACCCAGCCAAUCACUGACCAGGAGGACGAUUCGAAGGCGUCGACCGUUGCCGAGCUAUCACUUGACGGCGGCGAUGCCAUGGCCGAGAAACAGAUUUCAGAUAAGCCCGAGGAUGCAAGAAAUUCCACAGACGACACCGAGUGUCCAACUGGGUUGAAGCUCGCUUGUGUCAUGACGUCUGCCUUUCUUUGCAUGUUUUUGACUUCACUGGACCGCAUGAUUAUCACGACAGCCAUUCCGAAGAUUACCGACGAGUUCCAUUCCGUUAACAACAUAGGCUGGUACGGAUCGGCGUACCUCCUAACCCAGUGUGCCUCACAACUCUUGUUCGGCAAACUCUACACCUUCUUCAGCGUCAAAGGCACAUUCCUGACUUCUCUCUUCCUCUUCGAAGUCGGUUCCACACUCUGUGGCGCCGCCCCGAACUCGGUCUCUUUUAUCAUCGGGAGAGCCAUUGCUGGACUGGGCGCAGCCGGCAUCCUCAGCGGUGUGGUCGUCAUCAUCGUGCACGCCGUGCCGCUCCGCAAACGUCCCACGUACCAGGGAUUCUUCGGCGCCAUUUUUGGCAUCUCUUCUGUCGUCGGACCCUUACUGGGAGGCGUAUUCACCUCAAAGGUCACCUGGAGAUGGUGUUUCUACAUCAACCUCCCCUUGGGAGGCGUGGCAGGCGUCUUAAUCUUCUUCAUUCUCACCAUUCCCGAUAGGCAGACAACGAAGCUUGACUUGAGGUCUAAGCUGGCACAGCUAGACUUCUUUGGAACCUCGCUGCUGGUUCCUGGAUCAGUGUCCCUGAUUCUGGCAAUGCAAUGGGGCGGCUCAACGUACUCUUGGAACAACUGGAGAAUCAUUCUUUUGUUGGUGCUAGCAGGCAUUCUGCUCGCGGGAUUCGCUCUGGUCCAGGUCUUUCUACCCAAGACGGCUACGCUUCCGGGGAGAAUCUUCAUGCAGCGCAGCAUCCUCGCUGCUGUCUAUACCACCAUCUGCAAUGGAUCGCAGUUAAUGAUUUUCUCGUACUAUCUCCCAAUCUGGUUCCAAGCCAUCAAGGGUGUUUCGGCGGUAGAAUCAGGAAUUCGUCUUUUGCCUCUUAUGCUUUCAAUGGUAAUAUCCACGCUGACAACAGGCGCCCUUGUUCGUCGAAUUGGCUAUUACACGCCAUUCUUGAUCGGGGGCGUUUGUUUGAUGUCUAUUGGCGCCGGCCUGCUCUACACAUUCGAGGUCGACACUGGCAGCGCCAAAUGGAUCGGCUAUCAGGUCAUCUACGGCUUCGGCUUGGGUGGUUCUACUCAAGCGCCCAGUCUUGCGGCCCAGACCGUGUUGCCGAAGAAAGACGUGCCCAUUGGGAUCUCUUUGACGUUAUUUGGCCAGCUAAUUGGAGGCGCCAUCUUCCUGUCAGUUGCUCAGAACAUCUUCACCAACCAGCUGCUCCAGCGACUGUCAUCCGUUCCCGGGCUUGACGCACAGAAAAUUAUGGACAGCGGCGUUACCUCGCUGACAAAUCUUCCCGACUCUGUCAAAGCCACCGUCUUAUUUGCAUAUAAUGAGGCGAUCAGGCAGGUCUUCCUGGUGGGUUUGGUCCUCGCGUGUGUCGCGAUCUUUGGUGCUUUGGCUUUGGAGUGGAGGUCCGUCAGGCAGCCUGAAAAUAACCAGGUUGAUAAUAAGGCGUGA